Molecule: messenger RNA, 2089 nt
Organism: Aspergillus aculeatinus CBS 121060
Lineage: Eukaryota; Fungi; Ascomycota; Eurotiomycetes; Eurotiales; Aspergillaceae
Product: putative cell surface receptor/MFS transporter (FLVCR)
Exons: 4
Coding region: 494-1987 (497 amino acids)
Biological process (GO): transmembrane transport
Cellular component (GO): membrane
Molecular function (GO): transmembrane transporter activity
Source: RefSeq, a predicted model, not a curated record
AAUGGAAGAGACUCAACCCAAUCAGUUCCAGUUCUUUGUCUAACUUACUUCAAGGUUCUUAUAUAACAUGGUUCAACCCACCAAGGCUACCUGCCCAACUUCAUUCGUCAUAGCAUCCAUGAUAGCAACCAGAACCACACUCUCAAAAUUGAGAUGGGAGAGAGGAUGUAACAUCCAUCUCCAGAUGUAACCACAAUUAACCACAACCAGCCUGACUUUCGGCUCAAUUGAAACAGCCCAAACCCCCCAGAGCCGGUUGAUCUGCUUCAACCUGUCUGGAUUGCGCCCGCAAAGGCCGCGCAAAUCACAAGCAGCCGAGCAUGCGAUUUAAUAUAAAGUAACCGCGUGGAAUCAACCACUGCACCACUGCACACCACUGCACCAACCAGCCUAUCAGCCAUUUAUCUCUGCUGGGUUUCCCCUCCCCCGGAUUUCUCUCUUCCCCUCAUUUUCACCUCCUCAUUCCAUUCGGUUCUGGUGUCCACACGAGAUCAUGGCCACGAGGAAUGUUGAAUCGGGGACGGAUGCGCUCCCUCCAUCGGGACUGGUCUACAAGGUCUACAAGCGACGAUUUUGGGGGUUGAUCCAGCUGGUUCUGUUGAAUAUCGUCGUCAGUUGGGAUUGGUUGACCUUCUCUUCGAUCUCGACCACCGCCGCCGAGCACUUCAAGGUCUCGGAGAGCGCCAUCAACUGGAUGAGCACCGGCUAUCUCUUUGCCUUCUGCGCCGCCAGCCCCGUCGUCAUCUUUACCCUCAACAAAGGCGGCCCCAAGCCCGCUAUCAUCAUCACCUCCACUCUGCUGCUGGCCGGCAAUUGGAUCCGAUAUGCCGGCACGCGAGCUCGUGGCGGGAUAUUCGGGGUGGCCAUGUUCGGCCAGAUCCUGAUCGGCCUGGCGCAGCCAUUCUGUCUCAGUGCACCGACCCGGUACAGCGACCUCUGGUUCUCCGAUCAGGGGCGCACGAGCGCGACGGCCGUGGCGACGCUCGCCAACCCCCUCGGCGCAGCUCUGGGGCAACUCAUCGACUCGUUCUGGGCCACCGAGCCCGACGACGUCCCCAACAUGGUGCUGUACAUCUCGAUCAUUGCGACAAUCGCAUCACUCCCAUCCUUCAUCCUGCCCUCCGCACCACCGACCCCGCCCAGCGCCUCCUCCGCCAGCCACCAGAACACCAACACAAGCGAACCGACCCCACUCCUCCCCACCGUCACGCAACUCCUGCGCACCCUCGAAUUCUACCUCAUCCUGAUCCCCUUCUCCAUCUACGUCGGCUUCUUCAACAGCGUCUCCUCGCUGCUGAACCAGAUCCUCAGCCCCUACGGGGCCAGCGAGACCGAAGCCGGGAUCGCGGGCGGCAUCCUGAUCGUCGUGGGGCUGCUGGUCUCGGCGCUCAUCUCCCCGAUCACGGACCGGUACAAGCACUACCUGGCCACGAUCCGCAUCCUGGUCCCCAUCGUCGCCGCCUCGUACAUCGGGCUGAUCUUCGCCCCGGCCAGCCGCGCGGGCAUCGGCCCCACGUACGCCGUGUGCGCCCUGUUGGGUGCCUCCUCGUUCGGCCUGCUGCCCGUCGUGCUCGAGUUCCUCGUCGAGAUCACCUACCCGUUCUCCCCGGAGGUCGGGAGCACCCUCUGCUGGACGGGCGGGCAGCUCCUGGGCGCCGUCUUCAUCCUCGUGCAGGACGCCCUCAAGGCCGGGCAGCACGCCUCCCCGCCGGAGAACAUGCGGAACGCGCUCAUCUUCUCCGCCGUCGUGGCGGCCGUGGCGGCCCCGCUGCCGCUGUGCAUCGGGCUGUUUGGCCGCGACGUGCGCCGCAGGCGCUUGGACGUGGAUCGCGGGGUGGAUCUGGGGGAGGUCGUCGGGGACGAUGAUGAGACCAUUGACAACGACGCGGACGCGGACGCGGACGCGAUCCGUCGCGGGGAUCCAGCUGGCAGUGCCGGCGAGAAAGGGAAGUCCAGAUUCAAGUGGUCGGUCUCCUCGAGACAAUAGUGUGUUGCAGGAACAGCGGUUGUAGUAGGGGGGUGCGUAUGUGUUUUGCUCGCAUGGCUGGGCACAGGCCCUGUCCCUUACACAAAUCGGUCGCCAUGUUCU